UAUGUUGUCCUCAAUUUGAUGCUAUGCUGGUGACCCUCAUAGGGCAGUCUAGCAAAUACUCUGGGGUGCUAGCUUUGAAUAUAACUCGUUCUAAUCAUUGCUUCUCUGAUGUUCAGAAGGUCCUUGUCAGAUGGAAACCAUAGCUUGCCUGGGCCGACCGCUAGGAUCAAUGAUUGCAAGAAUAUUGUCCUUCGUUGGCUGGCUAGUAAAGUUGACCCAUCCACUGCAAAUAGUGUUUUUAGAGGACUCUCAAACUGCAACCUAAACAAAGUAUGCCCAUUGGUUUUUCCAAAUGUCACAAGUGUUGUGAAAGAAUGCGGGAAUCUCAUAAAUAACCAAACAGCUUGCUGCAAAGCCAUCAAAAGUUAUGUGUCCUAUUUGCAAGAGCAGAGCUUUUUAACCAAUCUGCAAGCCUUGAAAUGUGCUACAUCACUUGGAAAGAAAUUGCAGGAAGCAAAUGUCUCCAAAAAUAUUUAUAAUCUUUGUCGUAUAAGCCUGAAGGACUUUUCUCUUCAAGUUGGGUUGCAAGAAUCUGGCUGCCUUUUGACGAGUUUGCCAUCAAAUGCAGUAUUUGAUGGAACUUCUGGGAUCGGAUUCAUUUGUGACCUUAAUGACAACAUUGUAGCUCCAUGGCCCACAACAUCAUAUUCACUUCCAUCCUCAUGCAAUAGAACUACAAAACUUCCAUCUCUUCCUACAGCAACGUCUUCACAAAAUGGUAAGAACCAUACUACUGUACUUCUACAAACUGGUUUUUCAGGUCUGAUCAUCUCUUCAUUUCAAAGCAAUGGCAGUUGUAAAAUAUAGGGUCAGUUAGUUUUAAAUUGAUUUUUCUCUCAAAAUCAAUUCUACUCUUUACAAAAUUGAUUCUUACAACUCCAAAAUCUACCCAAGCAAUCCAAGUACUUUUAAAACCCUUUUUCAAGGAUGAGAACGUGAUUAUGAAGUCCAACCAAACAUGUACAUAAAAGGUUCCUUCUCUCUUCUUUCAUGUAUGAUCCAUAUAAUCAUUAAAGAGGCAGAUGUCUAAUAUAUAAGAGCUAUGAAAUCAGUUUGUAUUUUCA
Messenger RNA from Glycine soja, 1064 nucleotides. RefSeq lists its product as uncharacterized. Lineage: Eukaryota; Viridiplantae; Streptophyta; Magnoliopsida; Fabales; Fabaceae. The record is from RefSeq and is a predicted model, not a curated record. The transcript is spliced from 5 exons. Gene Ontology annotation, cellular component: plasma membrane. Bases 109 to 807 code for a protein of 232 amino acids.